Epinephelus moara (kelp grouper) is the source of this 6204-nucleotide messenger RNA. Its product is annotated as anoctamin-9-like. The transcript has 24 exons. The coding region runs from base 229 to 2553 and encodes 774 amino acids. Gene Ontology annotation, cellular component: plasma membrane. Gene Ontology annotation, molecular function: protein dimerization activity; chloride channel activity. Gene Ontology annotation, biological process: chloride transmembrane transport. The record is from RefSeq and is a predicted model, not a curated record. NCBI's taxonomy places the organism in Eukaryota, Metazoa, Chordata, Actinopteri, Perciformes, Serranidae.
CACAGAUACGGUUCAGCAGUGACCUGUCGAUAUGCGGAAGUGAAGCGAGGCUCAGAGUUAUUGAUCAGGUCCAUGUUUAAUGUUUCUUCUUUUGAUUGGUUGGUUUUAAUGAUGUCGGAAUGUUAAUGAGGCCCGGCACAGCUGCGCGAGGGAACAUGUACCGGUAUUUUCCCGUGGGAAGUAUUUCUGUGUGACCGAACUUCACAUCAACACCGGAACGACUUCAACAUGUUCUUCAAGUCACCCGAGGAAAGCUUUGAGCUGUGGGAAGGACCAAAGGACGGUUACACCAGUGAGCCUUUACUUCCUUCAGUGUCCAACCAGAGGACAUUUGACUACAUAUUGGUGGCCCACAAGGUGGAAGAUGAAAUGGACCAGAAGGCUCAGAGACGGAGAGCCUUUCUCGGGGAGCUAGAGAGGAAAAAUAUCACCGUCACUAAGGUCGACCAUGAUGACAAAGUGUUUUACGGCAUCCGUGCUCCCAAUGAGAUAUUUAAAGACUACCAGUACCUGCUCAAAGUCUCCGACUCCUGCAACUGGUGUGGAGAUGUGAGGGGCUCCGUCACCCAGGCUACCAGAAUCCGAAUCGUCCAUUUCAUCCUUCAUCGGACCUUCAUCGGCACAGGAGAGAACCUGCGGGAACUGUUGGAGAAGGAUGUGUUUGAAACCACAUUUUGCCUCCAUGAGAGAAAGAUGCAAAAAGAGCUGAAGAGGAAAUGGGCUCGAUGGUCGGCUCUGUUUACGGGACAACCAGUCACCGACGUCAAGUGUUACUUUGGAGAGAAGGUGGCUCUGUACUACCUGUGGCUGGGCUGGUACACCAAGCUGCUGGUCCCAGCUGCCGCUCUGGGAGUCGUAGUGUUCCUGUAUGGACUCGCCUUUUUCAACACCAACCCUCUCAUUAAGGAAGUGUGUCAGUCCGGUGUCAUUAUGUGUCCUCGCUGUGACAAUUGUACAGUGUGGAGGCUGUCAGACACCUGCACCUACGCCAAGGUCAGCCACCUGUUUGACAAUGAGGGCACUGUGGCUUUUGCUAUGUUCAUGGCGAUCUGGGCCACUCUGUUCCUGGAGCUGUGGAAGAGACACAGAGCCAGAGCCGUGUCUAAGUGGAAGGUGUAUGACUGGUGUGAGGAGGAGGAGGAACUGAUCAUGGAAAUAGUCAAUGAUCCACACUGUAAACCCAAACAGUUCAGACACUCCUACCUGCGCAGCACUCUGGUCCUCAUUCUGGUAACUGUCAUGCUGAUGAUAAUCAUCGGUCUCACUCAUGCCCUGGUGGUGUUUCGAGUGGUGGCGGCCCCCUCGAUGUCUCAGUGGGACUUUAUCGGUGAUUAUGCCAACACUGUGGCCGUGAUGCUGGGAGCUGUGCUGCACUACAUCACCAUUCAGAUCAUGACCCGGGUGAACAGAUGGGUGUCCCUCAAGCUGUGUAAAAUAGAGAAGACAAACUCUUUCGCUGCCACAGAGAGGAACUUCACCGUCAAGAUGUUCACCUUCCAGUUCUUCACUCUCUUCUCCUCACUCUUCUAUGUGGCCUUCUUCCUGGGCAGGAUAAACGGCCAUCCAGGAAACUAUGUUCGCCUCGCUGGAUUCAGACUGGAGGAGUGCCAUCCCAGUGGCUGUUUAACGGACCUCUUCAUCCAGAUGGCUGUUAUCAUGCUGCUCAAACAGACUCUCAACAACAUCUUUGAGUUCACUGUGCCCUGGUUGAAGAGCUGUCUGAGCAGAAACACUGCGAAGAAGCUGCAGAGGAAGUGCGGUAACUGUUACAGGAAGGCCUGCCGUGAUGAAAGCAAGCAGAUUGAACCGUGUGACAUCUGCAAACUUCGGGACUGGCUGAAGAAUUACCACCUGGCCGACACAGACGCCUUCAGUCUGUUCAAUGAGUUCCUGGAGAUGGUGGUCCAGUUCAGUUUCACCACCAUAUUCGUGGCAGCGUUCCCCCUUGCCCCCCUGCUGGCUCUCAUUAACAACAUCUUUGAGAUCCGCCUGGACGCCAUCAAGAUGGUCCGCCUGGAGCGGCGGCUGGUUCCCCGGAAGACCAACGACAUCGGUGUGUGGACGAAGGUGCUGGAGGCCAUCGGCGUGUUAGCAGUGAUUGCUAACGGUCUGGUUAUUGGAAUCUCAUCAGACUUUAUUCCACGCCUCGUCUACCGUUACAGCUACGGCCCCUGUGCUAAUGGAACAACUCACGAACACUGCAUGCAGGGCUACAUCAAUGACACCCUGUCCACGGCUAAUGUGACACACUCAGGAGUUGAUGUCUUUAGCACAGACCAGAUGAAGAUAGAUGGUCUCAACGUCACACAGUGCAGCUACAGAGACUACAGGAAUGAGGACUACGCUCUGACCCAUCAGUUCUGGUUGGUCUUGGCCGUGCGCUUUGCCUUUGUCAUCCUGUUUGAGCAUGUUGUGGUGGUGUGUAAGUUUAUAGCGGCCUGGUUCGUCCCCAACAAUCCCAUCCGUGUGAAGAACGAUCGGCUGCACGACAAAAUGGAUCGGCUGAAGGUGGAGCUGCGUGACAUGAAACGGAGCAAAUCAACAGACGUCUGACCGCCCACAGCUGACCUCAGAUCUGCCUCGGCUGGCUCCAGCAUCAGGGAGAGAUUCUUUUUUUUUUUUUUUUAAUUAAUAUUUGGUGUUGAAACAAGAGACUGGACUGAGACUCUGAUGUUGUGUGAGGUUUAUGUGUCAGGGUGUCAUUGGACUUUAUGUCACCACACAGCCAUCACACUACGUCUAACAACAGCUGACAGUCGUCAUGUUUUUAUAUUAAAAUGUAAGAAAGAUUUAAUUUUUGUCUUUUGAUGUUGAUGUUUUUGAUGAGUUUUCCCUGUAAAGGAACAGUUUGACAGUUUUCUGCGCAGCGUUAGACGAGAACAUCAUCACUGCACACUUUACAUGAUGACCGUGAACUGUCCCUGUACCUGCUCUUUAAUUCCUGAGCACUUAAAUGUGUGUUCAUGCACUUACUUUAUGCAGGUAAUACACAAGUUUGUCUCAUGUCACAGUCCCCUUAACCCACACUGUCCUAAGCUGCCUCAUAGCUCAAUGCAUCCCACAAUGCACCACAGUCUUCUGCUCCACAUCAGUCCAGCUGUUGAUGGUCGGGCACCAUUAAAGUUCAUGUUGGAUUCAGACUUAAUAUUAUUACUUAUGUCCAAACAUUACCAAAACCUUCACAGAUGGUUCUCACUUAAUUUGAAAAUCCUCAUGAUGAGACUGAUCAGAAUAAUAUCACAUAUCUGACACUGUCAACUUACAUAUUUAUCAACAGGGCCUUUUUUCAGUAAUUAAGAAAAAUAUGUUUCUUUCUUAAAACUUUAUCAGACAAAACCCAUAAAAAUAAUAUCACAUCACAUCUUUUAUCCAGUGGACCAAUGUGCUUCUAGAUAACUGAAUGUUUUUAUUCUCCUCUCAGCUGCGAAAUUUUAUUUUGCUUUUUUUUUUUUUUUUUUUACUGUCAUCUGAUUGUAACUGUAAUGUUGUAUGGUUGAUUUUGUGUAUUUUUUCCAUAACACAAUCACUGGAAAAAAUGUUGGCAUUGUUGGUUUCUGCACAGGGUGGCAGCGGGUCCUUAAAAUGUCUUAAAUUUAGAUUGAAUGGGUCUUAAAUGUUUUUUAGUCACAUUGUUACGGCUGUGUAUGUGUUCUGUGCUGCUGUCUCUUUUCACUGAUGUAGGUUUUGCUGGUGGUGCUGUAGGAAAGAUUUUAACAGGAGGGAAAAACUAUUCAACGGGGUACCAGACUUCGACACCUGUAUGUGCUCAGUGCCUAUUUGUGCCCCCUUAGUGCACUUAGAUCACACAGUGAGUCUGCAUCAGUAAACUCAGACCUUGCAAGCUAUGAAAAAUGGGAUAAUUGUAGUGUAAGGACAAAUAGCUAGUGUUGGAGCAAUUAUUCAUGGUGAUUAAAGCCAGUGCCUGUUAAGAGCCAGUUUACACAGCAAACUGCGUUGUAUGUCGAAGGUGUUUCAGACGUGGUAAAAUGGGUAUCUGAGCUGUGGAAUUGAACACGCAGAGAAAAUAUUGUCAGGGUCAUUUUUACUGUUCAUUUUGAACUGACAUCAAUGUCUUUACUUGGAAAGAGUUUAUGUUCACUUUUGAUGUGUAUUUCCAUCGCAAGUUUGGUCUUAAAUUUCAUUUUAAGUGGUGUUAAGAAGGUCUUUAAAAGUCUUUUAUUUAACUCGUUUAUACCUGCAGACACCCUGCUGCACACCACGCAUAUGUUACAUUAAUACAUUUCUUUGUAUGAUGAAACUUUGUUUCUCAACAACGCUGUGGUGAAGGUGUGGUUACGUUAACGCGCUAAAACCACACAGUUAUGGUUCGGAAAAGAUCGUGUUUUGGCUUGAAAUACCCACGUUUGGUGGGAGAAAAGCUGCUCGAAAAUGCCACAAAGGGUCGCUAACAAACAGCCUGCUUUGUAGUUUGUUGGUCUUGAGCAGUGGUCUGCAGCUUGGCACGCAUCUCUCCUAGGAGUCACACCAUCCACCAUCCCCUCCACCUCCUGACAGCAAAGUCAGCUCACAUGCUACGUCACUUUGAAACAUUGAUAUGAUUGGUAUGAAAUGUACAAAUGUAACAUAUCCAUGUUUUGCAGGAACAUACAAUGCCAACAUUUUCUUCUGCUUCUGGCAGAGCAUAUGAGCUCCACUGAGUGUGUUUAGGGAGCCACAGGAUGUCCUCAGGACAGUGUCCCUGUCGUCUCCCUCACGGACUCCUUCAUUCAUUUAGAAAUAUCAUAUUGUGUUUUAAUAUCCAAACCAAAGAAAAUGAGCUGAGUAUUUUUUUAUUCACAUCUGUAGUUUGUGAUACGUCUGAAAUACAAACAUCUGUUCCACCUCUGUUUGCUUCUGCCCCCUGUAUAAAAAUUAGGCUUUGAAUAACAUAUCGGUAAGGAAUCAUUUAUUUGAUCUAGCUCCAGCAGACAGCACAUCAGAUAGUUACAACAUUCGUUACCUGUCACCUGGCGUACCGAAACAACUCUACUCUUUAUCCUCUUAAAACGAUAUUGGCUCAGUUUUUAAAAAAUCCUUUCAAUUCUUUUGAUCGGUGGACCAUUUUGGAUUAAAGGAAUAUAAAUAGGAAUAUGUUCGGACUUUAUGACCAUCUCAGUUGCAGGCAGUCACCACCUUUUUUUUUGGUCUCCUGUUUACCAUAUACUGUUGUGUUGAAGACUGUUUCUACGCCGAUAUGUUUUUCCCUCCACCCUAACCUGACCCAGACCCUGAGCCCUAACCCUCAUGGUUUUAGUAAAAUGACCUAGACAAUUAAAUUGUGACGGUCAAAUCUAACCGAGCUAACAUGUAUAUAGCAUGUCCAUAUUAACCCUUUCAUGCAUAGUGGUCACGACAGGGGACAGUUAUUUUAAAGCCAUUUUCUUGUACAUGCUUGGGUUUUGAUGCUGUACGUAGUUGCAUGUAAGUCACUACAGUUUAUCCCAGUGUGUCUUGCCAUACACUGCCACCCAUUGGCCAGGUGUUGUCAGUGCAACACAAAGCUUUCAAAACCAAGAUGGCCGACAGAUGGCAAGAGGUGUUGUGCAGCUCAGGAGUUUAUCUCCAGUCUUGCUACAAUACGAGGCCCUUGCAGGUAAAUAAAAAAUGUUAAUAUCAAGUAACAUCUCAGGAGUUAUAGUUGUUAAAAUUUUCAAGUAUUGAUUUUAUGUUGGGAAGAAAUAACAAUUAAUCAUCUGUCCGGUAAACUGGACGUCAUGCAGCACUGGUUAUAUUUUAGCUACAAUUAAUACCUUUACUGAAACCUUGCACUUCAUCUCGAGUGACUUUUUGGGCUGUGAAUAAAUUAAUUUAUGUUCUCAGAAUGUAACUUGAAAUUUUUGUGACAAAAACAAUAUUUUGAUAAGAGCGUUGUUGAAACAUAAAGUUUUAACAUCUGCUAGCAUCCGUGGUUUGCAGUUGCCAACAUUUUUUUUUUUCUGGCAACUGGGUUUCAGAGUCAAUCUGAGCAACAGUUUCUCUCACUGAAGCUUCCAAAAUAUCCAGCUGUCAUCAAAAUGUGUUUUUGUUAAAGGUAUAUUCUGCAGGAUUUUUUUUUACGAAAAUGAUACAUAAACGAAUCAAUGAAUCAUCUCAUCUCAAUCAUCAUUUAUGACCCGCUAGAAGAGUCUGGCCAUAUCAUUUUCAGCAGCCCAUAUUUUCUUAUUUUGCUGUUUCAGGACGUUUCAGGGUACAAGGUGUGGGUGA